AUGAAAUCUUACAGAAACGGAAGCAAUUCAAGCGCUGGCGCUGAUGAGCACGAGCGCACCAACGCUGCUACCAGCAAAGAGAAGCCCCAACCUGGCCCAAGCCGAGCAUCCGCUCGAUAUGGCUCACAUGAUGUCAAGAAAAAGGGAUUCUCGAAUCUACGCCAAGCCUCCAAGCGACCAAUGCCUACCCAGCGCGGGGAUGGGACUUAUCCUUCAGAAGUUAUUCGACCUACCAUGGUCCAGAAUCUGAAAGCCCUACAGGCCGCAGAUCUCAAGACACUAGUCCAGAUCAUCAAAUCCAAGAUCAAAGGGGAGAAGAUCCAAGAUGACAAAACCAUGAUCAUGGAACGGACCAUUCAGAUUGUCGCCAAGCUCCCACAUAACUCUCGCCUACGAGAGCAACUAACAAACACCUUCAUUGAAGAACUGUGGGGAUCACUCGAUCACCCUCCGAUGCUGUAUAUGGGCGAUGAAUUCAAAUAUCGCCGUGCUGAUGGAUCUUAUAAUAAUCCAAUGCUACCAAGGCUAGGAGCCGCCGGAGGGCCUUAUGCCCGGUCUGUCAAGCCUCGCAUUGUCACCCUCGGCGCUAUGCCGGAUCCUGGCUUGAUCUUCGAUUCCGUGAUGGGCCGCACCAGUUACAAGAAACACCCCAAUAAUGUUUCGAGUAUUCUGUGGUAUUGGGCGACCAUCGUCAUCCACGAUCUUUUCUGGACGGACUUCAAAGAUAUGACCAAGUCGAAAACGUCUGCAUAUCUGGAUCUCUCGCCUUUGUAUGGAAGCAACCAGGAGAUGCAAGAUUCAAUCAGGACGUUCAAGGAUGGCAAGCUCAAGGCCGAUAGUUUCGCUGACAAGCGUCUGAUCGGAAUGCCACCAGGCGUUUGUGUCCUCUUGAUCAUGUUCAACCGGUUCCACAAUCAUGUGGCGGAGAAUUUGGCUGCAAUCAAUGAGGGGGGAAGAUUCACACCACCAGGUGACAGUCUCAGCGGGGAGCAGUUCACCAAAGCUCUGAAGAAGUACGACGAAGACCUGUUCCAGACCGCACGUCUUGUGACAUCUGGCCUCUACAUCAAUAUUACGUUGGUCGAUUACGUACGCAACAUUGUCAAUUUGAACCGGACCAACACAACUUGGACUCUUGAUCCCCGACAAGAGGCUGGUAUCGAUGCCGGCACACCUGAUGGAGCCGAAGCAGGUACUGGCAAUGUCAACUCCGCAGAGUUUAACCUUUGUUACAGAUGGCAUUCGUGUAUCUCGGACAAGGACGACAAGUGGAUUCAGAAGUUCUACAGCAAGCUUCUGGGCAACAAGGGGCAAAUGUCUCCUCAAGAGAUGGCCUGCGUUUUCGGACAAUUCGAGAAGUCUAUUCCAGAUGACCCUGCACUGCGUACUUUUGCGGAGUACGAAAGAGGCGAUGACGGAAAGUUUGACGACGACGACCUCGUGGACUGCAUCAGCUCCGCGAUCGAAGACUGUGCCGGAGCGUUUGGAGCUCGAAAUGUUCCCCAAGUUAUGCGGCCUGUGGAGAUCAUGGGCAUCUUGCAAGGACGCAAGUGGAACGUUGCUGGUCUAAACGAGUUCCGCAAGCACUUUGGUCUCAAGCCCUACGACCGCUUUGAAGACAUCAACUCGGACCCGGCUGUCGCAGACCAGCUCAAGAAUCUAUACCAGCACCCAGACUACGUUGAACUGUACCCUGGUCUCGUCGCUGAGGAGGCAAAGGCUCCCUUAACACCCGGUGUCGGCAUUGCUCCCACGUACACCAUCUCACGUGUCGUUCUUUCGGACGCUGUGUGCCUUGUUCGCGGUGACAGGUAUUACACCACUGAUUACAACCCCCGACACUUGACCCAAUGGGGGUACAAGGAGGUGGAGUAUGACUUGAAUGUCAACCACGGCUGUGUUUUCUACAAGCUGUUUCUCAGAGCUUUCCCCAACCAUUUCAAGGGUAACUCUGUGUACGCGCAUUACCCCAUGGUGAUCCCGCCGGAAAACCACCAGAUUCUCACGGACCUGGGGAGAGUCGACCAAUUUGACUUUGAACGCCCCAAGCCCACCCCACCGAGGACCGACAUUGUGUCGUUUGGCGGCGUCAAGUACGUUUUGGACAGCCAGGAUCGAUACAAGGUGACAUGGGAUGAUGGUUUGUCCUUCCUCAUGGGCAAGGGUGGAAGCCGCUUCAUGCUUUCCGGAGACACUGAUUUCCACACGAGCCAGAAGAAGUGCAUGGGCGCCCAACUCUAUCAAGACGACUGGGGUUCUCAUGUCAAGAAAUUCUACGCCGAGAUGACGGAGCAACUCCUCCGCGAGAAGUCAUACAAGCUUGCCGGUCAAACGCAUGCUGACAUUAUCCGGGACGUGGGCAACAUCGCCCAUGUCCACUUCGCCGCCAGGGUGUUUAAUCUUCCUCUGAAGACCAACAAGAACCCCAAAGGCGUCUUCACUGAGCAGGAGAUGUAUCAAAUCUUGGCGGUCAUCUUCGUGUGCAUCUUCUUCGACAUCGACCCAGCCAAGUCUUUCCCUCUCCGACAGGCUGCCAAGGAGGCAGCACAGUCGCUAGGCAAGCUGAUUGAGACGAAUGUCAAAAUCACUACGAAGACCGGGCUUCGCGGGAUCUUCACUGGUUCGGCGGAUAAGCAAGAUCCCCUCGCAUCAUACGGAACCAACAUGAUCAAGGGCCUCGACAAGGCCGGCCUCAGCACCUAUGACAUCGCGUGGAGCCAGAUUCUGCCUACAUCAGGAGCUAUGGUUCCGAACCAAGCCCAAGUCUUCGCUCAAGCGGUUGAUUACUAUCUCUCGUCUCCAGGCUCGGCCCAUCUUGAUCAAAUCCAUGCCGUUGCCCUAGCACCCUCCACGAAAGAGUCCGAUGCGGUAUUGCUUGGGUACGCCAUGGAGGGUAUCCGGCUUGCAGGCACAUUUGGUUCCUACCGUGAGGCAGCCCAAGACGACGUCAUCGUGGAGGAUGAUGGUCGAGAAGUGCCUGUGAGACGGGGCGACAAAGUUUUUGUUAGUUUCGUUUCUGCUGCAAAGGAUUCGAAGCACUUCCCGCAGCCGGAGGAGGUCAACCCGCGGAGGCCGAUUGACUCUUACAUACACUACGGCCUCGGCCCACACUCCUGCCUGGGCCGCGAUGCAAGCCAAGUUGCUCUCACAGAGAUGUUCAGAGCGCUUUUCCGGAGGAAAAACGUCAGGCGCGUACCGGGCCCUCAGGGACUUUUGAAGAAAGUCCCAAGGCCUGGUGGUUUCUUUGUGUACUUGAAGGAGGAUUGGGGCCAAAUUUGGCCGUUCCCUGUCACCAUGAAGGUGAUGUGGGACGAUAAAUGA
Colletotrichum orchidophilum is the source of this 3321-nucleotide messenger RNA. Its product is annotated as linoleate diol synthase. Gene Ontology annotation, molecular function: heme binding; peroxidase activity; oxidoreductase activity, acting on paired donors, with incorporation or reduction of molecular oxygen. NCBI's taxonomy places the organism in Eukaryota, Fungi, Ascomycota, Sordariomycetes, Glomerellales, Glomerellaceae. Gene Ontology annotation, biological process: response to oxidative stress. The transcript is spliced from 6 exons. Bases 1 to 3321 code for a protein of 1106 amino acids. The record is from RefSeq and is a predicted model, not a curated record.